GUGGCAACCGACGCCGGAAGCGGAAGUGCGGCCCGUCGUCGUCCUUCUCCUCAGUCGUCAGGAUGGCGGCGGCGGCGACGACGGCCUGCACGCUGGAGUUUGCCGUGCAGAUGAGCUGUGAGAGCUGCGUGGACGCCGUCCAGAAGUCGUUACAGGAUGUAGCAGGUGUCCAGGGAGUGGAGGUGGAUCUGAUGGCCCAGAGCGUCCUGGUGAAGACCACCCUGCCCAGCACCCAGGUGCAGGCCCUGUUGGAGAGCACGGGCCGCCAGGCCAUCCUCAAGGGCAUGGGGAACAGUCUGCUGCGGAACCUGGGGGCGGCCGUGGCCAUGAUGGGGGGCACCGGGCCGGUGCAGGGCGUGGUGCGCUUCCUGCAGGUGUCCCCCGACUGCUGCCUCAUCGAGGGGACCAUCGACGGGCUGGAGCCUGGGCCUCACGGCCUCCACGUGCACCAGUACGGAGAUGUCACCCAAAACUGUGCCAGCUGUGGGGAGCACUUCAACCCCACUGGAGCUUCGCACGGGGGACCCCGGGACCCGCAGAGGCACCUCGGGGACCUGGGCAACGUCUACGCCGACGCCCAGGGGAGAGCCGUCUUCAGGAUGGAGGAUGAGCAGCUCAAGCUGUGGGACGUGAUCGGCCGCAGCCUGGUCGUGGACGCCGGUGAAGACGACCUGGGCCGCGGAGGACACCCCCUCUCCAAGAUCUCGGGGAACUCGGGGGAGAGGUUGGCCUGCGGCAUCAUCGCUCGCUCUGCCGGCCUCUUCCAGAACCCCAAGCAGAUCUGCACCUGCGACGGGCUCACCAUGUGGGAAGAACGGCACCGACCUGCCGCCGGGGAGGGGCGGAAGAAGCCCGCCCAGCCCCCCGCCCAGCCCCCCGCCCAGCCCCCCGCCCAUCUCUGACCGGCUCCUCUUCACUAAAGGGUCUCCCAGCCCCCUGCCCACCUCCAACCUGCCGUUAAUCUUGGAUAAAGGGUCUCCCGGCCCCCUUCCCGGCCCCCUUCCCGACGCCCGAUGCCCUUCCGACCUGCACUUCAUCUUCAAUAAAGGGUCUCCCGGCCCCUUAGGACCGGCCCGCCUAGGAGGAGACUAGCCGAGAGCCGCCUGACUGUUGUAUCGUUCGUUAAUUGAAGCCAAGCGGGAGCAGACUGCCGCUAGCUUUCCGGAGGGGGCGGGAAAGAUGGCGGCGGGAUGGCGGUAGCCUUGCUGUAGAGCAUUCCCAGAUGCCUCAUCUCAGUUUUCUCUGCAAAUUAAUUAAAGAUUUAUUUUCCUACUGAA
This is a messenger RNA of Ornithorhynchus anatinus (platypus), 1277 nucleotides long. RefSeq names its product copper chaperone for superoxide dismutase (gene CCS). The record is from RefSeq and is a predicted model, not a curated record. The transcript is spliced from 8 exons. Gene Ontology annotation, biological process: removal of superoxide radicals. Gene Ontology annotation, molecular function: copper ion binding. The coding region runs from base 63 to 902 and encodes 279 amino acids. NCBI's taxonomy places the organism in Eukaryota, Metazoa, Chordata, Mammalia, Monotremata, Ornithorhynchidae.